Messenger RNA from Papaver somniferum (opium poppy), 876 nucleotides. Its product is annotated as protein argonaute 10-like. The transcript has 5 exons. Gene Ontology annotation, molecular function: protein binding. Gene Ontology annotation, biological process: regulatory ncRNA-mediated post-transcriptional gene silencing. Gene Ontology annotation, cellular component: cytoplasm. NCBI's taxonomy places the organism in Eukaryota, Viridiplantae, Streptophyta, Magnoliopsida, Ranunculales, Papaveraceae. The record is from RefSeq and is a predicted model, not a curated record. Bases 53 to 322 code for a protein of 89 amino acids.
ACAUUUUCCCUGUUUGCAAGUUAGAAAUCAACAAAGGCCAAAUCAUAUUUCCAUGGAGGUUUGUAAAAUUGUGGAGGGUCAGAGGUACUCGAAAAGACUCGAUGAACGUCAAAUAACUGCUCUUUUGAAGGUUACAUGUGGGCGGCCACGGGAAAGGGUGAAAGAUAUUAUGCAGAAUGUUCGCCACAAUGCUUAUUACGAGGACCCAUUCGCUAAGAAAUCUGGAAUAAAAACCAGUGAUAAGCUUGCUCAAGUUGGGGCUCGCAUUCUUCCUUCCCCAUGGAUUGGUUGUUUACACUGCUUACAACAGAUGACUUUAUGAUCAGUGGGGGAUAAUGUAUGUCAACGUAUACAACAGGAUCAAUUUGACACCAUGUAUUUGUCAGACAAUGAGAGUUCUGUUAUGUACUCUCGCCCUCAUUUUUUAGAUGGUACGCCUUGUUUACUGUUUGGAUCUCCUCCAAAUUAUUGAAAUAUGCAGUUCUAUGUGUAUUCUUAAAUAUAUCCACCAUCUCCUGACUAUAAUCAUGUGAAUCACUUCCCUCAUGCUACAGCCUAAUCCCUCACGGUGCUUUUGAUUCCUUUCAUGAUGUUAUUAGAGUGUGAGUACUCCAUCAAGAUCCCAAUGAUGAAUGAUCAGAGAGGAACUUAAACACAAGAAUGAUGGCAAUAUGAAUCUCUUAUUAUGAGCUUGGUGCUACAAAGUUGAAGGAGUGUUCAUUUUUUAUUUCAAAAUUAAGGAAAUUGUAAUCAUCAUUUUUUAAAGAAAUGAUUAGUUUGUAUUUUUAAUCUUUUUGUUCCUGUAAAGAUUGUCUUUCUUUUAAGAAAUGAUGUAAAUUGAUCUAUGUGAUAUAAAAAAACUUGAUUCAGUUUUUA